CCAGUUCAGCAGCCUGUUUCCUUGUUGCUCUGAUGGUGUGUGUACAGACUGUGUGUGCUGUGUGAAGGGGAAAAGCUGUGGCUUUGUGGAUCUCUCUGCUCUGGCUGGAGGAGGAGUGGAGGAGCAUCAGGAGGAGGGUGUGUGAGGGAGAGGGGAUCGAGGUUUCAGGGGGUUGGGAGAACAUCUUCACCGGUGGAGAGAGAGGAUUCAGGCAGCUCCAUACUGAUGCUGAGUCAGAGACAGGUGGAUCCGUGGGCCUUUGUCUCUGGAGCCUCGGGAGAAGAUGGAGGAGCUGGAACACACCUGCCCUCAUCCUCGGACGACUCUCACAGAACCCGCCAUAUUUGCCCAGGAGACGAGCUGCGAGUGUCGAGCGCCCCAUGAGAAGCUGAGUGUUGAACAGGCUCGACUCGGCACUCCCGUGGACAGGCCUGUGCGCGUCUAUGCAGAUGGGAUUUUUGAUCUUUUCCACUCCGGUCACGCCCGAGCGCUGAUGCAGGCCAAGAACCUCUUCCCCAACACGUACCUGAUAGUCGGAGUUUGCAGUGAUGAACUCACUCACAAGUACAAGGGCUUCACGGUGAUGACGGAGGAGGAGCGUUACGAAGCGUUACGGCACUGUCGCUACGUGGACGAGGUGGUGAGAGACGCUCCCUGGACCCUCACGCAGGAGUUCCUGGAGAAAUACAAGAUUGACUUUGUGGCGCAUGAUGAUAUCCCAUACUCCUCGGCUGGAUCUGAGGAUGUGUACAAACAUAUAAAGGAAGCAGGGAUGUUUGUGCCCACUCAAAGGACAGAAGGGAUUUCCACGUCUGACCUGAUCACUCGUAUCGUGAGAGAUUACGACGUUUACGCCAGACGCAACCUGGAGCGCGGCUACACGGCCAAGGAGCUGAACGUCAGCUACAUCAACGAGAAGAAGUACCGUCUGCAGAACCAGGUGGACAGGAUGAAGGAGAAGGUGCGGACGGUGGAGGAAAAGUCCAAACACUUCGUGUACCGCGUGGAGGAGAAGAGCCACGACCUUAUACAGAAAUGGGAGGAGAAAUCCCGCGAGUUUAUCGGGAACUUCCUGGAACUCUUCGGUCCUGAUGGCACGUGGAAGCAGAUGUUUCAGGAGCGCAGUGGCCGUAUGAUCCAGGCGUUCUCUCCCAGCGGAUCUCCGAGCAGCAGUCCUCCCAGGGAUUUCUCUCCAUCCCGCUCUCCCUCUCCUCCGUCCCGCUGGGUCAUGCCGAGAACCUCGCCUCCCUCUUCUCCCAAAGGCGCCUCGGCCUCCAUCAGCAGCAUGAGCGAGGGAGACGAGGACGAGAAGUGAGGAUGAGGAGCGGGGACGAGGAGCGAGGACUCACUCACCCAAAACACCUCACACACACACACACACACACACACACACACACACACACCUUUCGUCUUUACCUGUACACUCCAGCAGUGACGAGCUUCACGAGUCUCCUCAUGGGGAAAAAAAAAACAAAAAACGUGUAAAUAUUCUGUAUGCAAUACGAGAUCGAUCACGUCCUCUUGAGCUUUUCCGAUUUUAACGAGUUCAUAUGAAAGCCAUUGAUUUAUUCUCUUUAGCAGAGAGGAGAUGGAGGCGAGGAGUGUGUGAGUGAUUUGCCUUUUCUUGCUCAGGUUUGACUGAAAUGUAAAGACCGUCCGUGUGAAGUACUGUACAUCUCUGUCUGAGGUUUUUAUUUGCAUAUUUCAAGACAGAGACACUUUAAGCUAUUCAUUCUGUUUGUUAUUAUCCUCCAUAUCAUUAAAGGAACAGUUUGGACAAAUAAACCCCAAAACGUCCACAGCGUCCCUCUUAAUGCCUAAUCAGCGCAGUGGAUCAGCUGAGACGUCUUCAGUGUCCGACGUCUGCUGCUUUAGUUUCGCGCUGAAGCUCCGAGGUCUGUUUCACAGAGACCGCGAUUCACGACUUCACCAAGACUGACACCUGAAUCGAAAUUUUCUCAAUUCUAUGCAAAUUAGAUAAGACGCUCUAAAGAUAAUGUAAGACAAAUCCAAACGAUCGAUUCGAUCGAUUCCUCGGACCAGUCCUGCGCUUGGUGCGGUGCGACGUUUCUUCACUUCCCCACUCACAACUUUAGUUCUUACCUGCGAAUAGAUCCCACAAAAAAAAUGGAAGAAGACCUUAUAACUGUGGUUUCAUCUUAUCCUGUCAUAUGUGACCUUACGUUAAAUGAGUAUAGAGAAAAUUAUGUAGGAAAAUAAAUCUUGGAAGGAAGUAGCAGAGAUCUUUGGUGCUUUUGGUGAGUGUAUAUAGCUAGAGAAUUAGCUCGCUAAUCUAAUCUAAUUGCUAAUCUAAUCUGAGAAUGUAACGUAAAUCAAACAACUGAUUUUCACACUGAUUAGUGUUAUUUAAAUUGUGUUUUACUAGCUACCUUUAGAAGCGAAAUAUAGCUACUAGAUCUCAAACAAAAACAAAAACGAUGGACAGGCCACGCCCAAAUAAUAGCGAUAAUAAUAGCUCUCGUGACACUUUGGUCUGAUUAUAAAUUCAGGAAGCUGAUAUUAAAUAAGCUAAAUCACUUAUAAAUGUACAAACUCCGCCUUCAGACCUCAGGCCACGCCCCUUACCCGAGCCUGAUCCUGGUGCGGAGUGAGUUCAAGAUCUUACGAUACGAUUCGUUUCGAUCGAGGAAAUGCCACUGUAGGAUGAUUUUCACGUGCACAUUUAGUGCACAGUGCUAAACUGGAAGCCAUAAGGUUCCAUUAUUUGUUAGCAAUAUUAGCAAAAAAAAAAAAAAAAGAGCAAUGGUCAGACACUUAGCGUAACAUCUCAGCUGAUCGAAAACUCUGCAUUUUCACUUUUGUCCAACCUGCUCCUUAAAAAUUGUACAUCUGCAUCAACAUGUGUCCUGUUAAUGUUACUGCUACCUCCACAUCCUCCUCCUGCUUUUGUCUGCGAUCAAAUUCACGUCCAAAAUCAGGAGAAAGACGAGAUUAUGGGUGGGAAUGUUCAGACAGACGGCUCACGUGUCUUGAUGGAAUGCCAAAAUGUACAAGCACUAAACCGUUAAAACUAAUCACUAGCGCUGACGUCGCCGUGCUGUAAACGCUAAUGCUAACGCUAACGCUAACACGAUGCUCGAUCGAGAUGUCGCAUUAAAUGCACUGGAUGCAAACUUGCACUGUGUACAAACCCGUGUACAGACGUGUCGUUUUGUUCACGUGUUAUUUUAUACCUGUAUCUCGAAAAUGACUAAAAAUGUGAAUGAAGAAUAAAGGAGUGGGAAAAUGGAGACGUCUGGAUGGAUGAUGCGUGUGGAAAAAUGCGGAAGAAGAGCAGCAAGACGAGGCGGUUGAGACGGUUUUAUUAAAGUCUGAAGUGGUCACACUGGAUGAUGGAAUAAACAAUAAACCACAAUAAACCACAAGAACACAACAAAGGCAUAAUAUCAGGUGAAUUAUUCAGAUCUGCUUUUACGCAAUUAACACGGGAACCGCGACGAUCCGAAAACACGUGAAGCCUAACGCUGGCUAAAAGCAUGCUGGGAAAUCCAGCGCUCUGAUAAACCAGUGGGAAUGUUUUCUGAAUUUUUUUUGUGCCGUUAUAGGAAACUAAUCAACGAAGUGGAUUUUACUGUAACCACCGUGAAGCUGAUUAUAUUCCUAUAAGUGUUUUAUUCCUCUUAUACCACAGCGGUUUGCCAGCGGUUACUCAUUUUUUACUCAUUAAAGAACGACAUGUUAUACUUUUUAUCUGUUUAUAGUUACAUGUACAUAAUGUUCACGAAACAUGUUAGUUCCUGUUCUCACUUACGUUACAGCAGCUAUAAACAAACUAAAACAAACAACAACAACAACAACAAAAAAAAAAACAA
Messenger RNA from Pangasianodon hypophthalmus (striped catfish), 3833 nucleotides. RefSeq names its product phosphate cytidylyltransferase 1B, choline a (gene pcyt1ba). Gene Ontology annotation, biological process: CDP-choline pathway. Gene Ontology annotation, molecular function: choline-phosphate cytidylyltransferase activity; phosphatidylcholine binding. The transcript has 8 exons. The record is from RefSeq and is a predicted model, not a curated record. Lineage: Eukaryota; Metazoa; Chordata; Actinopteri; Siluriformes; Pangasiidae. The coding region runs from base 284 to 1315 and encodes 343 amino acids.